GUCGCCAUGGAGACGAGCGGCCCGGGAGCCGCGGUGUUCCCGGCGUGAGGAAUCCUCCGCCUCGCUCAGCCCGGGGCCCCUGCUUCCCGUCUUUUCCCAAGCAGGAGCAGGCCGAAGCAGGUCCUUGCUCAUUUUCCGAAGUCGCGGUCGUUUGCUCCUGGUUUCUGGCACUUCCCUCCCGGAGCCAGGAGUUCAGGGGCAUUGUCAGGGCACUUUAAGUGAUUUAGGAGCUGAUCCCAAUACGAGAUGUGCUCUGGCCAUCUGGACUUUCACGCAAGAGCCCAGAGAGUAGAGAAAUGGAAAAACUGACUCAUCUGGAAGCUCUGCAUUUUGCUGCUGUGCUGGAGGAUUCUGUUGAGCAGCUCUCAAUUCUUGGAUACAUGAUGCCAGUUCCAUGUGAGGGCAAGGCAGACACCAGCCAUACUAGCAGCCAGGAAAUGAAAGAAAUCACAGGGACUCAGAAAUCUGAGCUGGACACUAAGCACCAAAAGCGAGGGAGUGGUGCAACAGUUGCCUCCAAGUCUCCAAAAAACAUCAAAGAGAAGCAGCAGCUGCAGAAAACUGGAGCUCUAAAAAGAACCUCUCAUCUUCCCAGUGGGGCUAUGAAACACAGUCCUCUGCCUGUAGAGCAUCUCAGAAAAAUUCAGGCUGACAGGCAGUAUGCAAGUGAUACAAUUACAGCCACCAUGAAGGAGAUGCAGGAAUCAGGAACAUUUAAUACCCUGACAGAAGCUGUUGAGAAAGAGAGAGCAAGAAAGAACAAGUUUCAGGAUCUCCUCAUCAGGGAGGAGGAAGGAAAGAAGGAGAUAAAGGCACUUAAGAAACAGCUGCAAGCUGUCAAGAAAGAAACUGAAAUAGAACUUAAGAAGCGAGAUACAACAAUUGCUUACCUCAUGGACGAGCUCCAGGAGACAAAGGCCAAAACAGACAUGGAGAUCAGCUACAUGAAGAAAAGAACAGACCUCCAGAUCCACCAAACCAAGAAGAAGUGCAGCAAUGCAGAGAAUGCCCUGGAUGAGGAAAUUCAGAAGCUGAAGAGCAAAACUGACAAGGAGAUCCAGGUCCACAAUGAGGUUGAAAAUUUCCUCGGACGACGCUGCAAGACACUGGUGGAGGAGCUGGAACAUUGGGCAGACAAGUAUGAAAAUGACAUGGGUGCCAAAGAUGAAGAACUGGAUGCCCUAAAAGCAUCAAAGGCAAACAACUUGGAAAAACUGCAGAAGAUUGCCAAGGAGUGCCAGGUGUUUGAGGAAACCAUCAUCAGUGACCGGGCAGAAAGGGAGGCUAGAAAGAAACAACUGGAGCAGGAUGCCCUGGAGCUGAAGAGCAUCCUGAAGCUGCAGGCCUGGUGGAGAGGUGUAAUGGUCCGCAGAAACCUUGGCCCCUACCAGGCCCUCAAGAAGACUCAGGGGAAACACCUAAAUCAGAAAAAGGAAGGAGAAAAGGAAAAAGCAAAGAAAAAGCCAAGAUAAGUAAAGAAACCUGGCUGCAGAUGUGCUCCUGGGCUGUUGUUGGGCAGGGCACUGCAGUCUGUCUGUCUGACAGAACAAAAUA
Apus apus (common swift) is the source of this 1554-nucleotide messenger RNA. It is a transcript of the gene IQCG, whose product is annotated as IQ motif containing G. Gene Ontology annotation, cellular component: cytoplasm; sperm flagellum. Lineage: Eukaryota; Metazoa; Chordata; Aves; Apodiformes; Apodidae. Gene Ontology annotation, molecular function: protein binding. Bases 297 to 1472 code for a protein of 391 amino acids. The record is from RefSeq and is a predicted model, not a curated record. The transcript is spliced from 10 exons. Gene Ontology annotation, biological process: sperm axoneme assembly; cilium organization.